Cyclocybe aegerita is the source of this 651-nucleotide messenger RNA. Lineage: Eukaryota; Fungi; Basidiomycota; Agaricomycetes; Agaricales; Hemipholiotaceae. The record is from the annotation of a GenBank genome assembly.
AUGACACCUCGUCUCAAAUAUGAUCCACUGAAAGAACGGCGGAACAUUGUCGGCACUCUCUACUUCGCAAGCUUGAAUUCUCACAAUGGAGUAGAUCUUGCUCCCCGUGAUGACAUCGAGUCGUUGGCUUAUACCGCUCUUUUCCUCCUUCGUGGGGUGCUGCCUUGGAAGCCCCAUCCACGCCUAGAAUUCCUACUGCGCUCGCAAGAAAUCGUCCGGCUCCUCAAAUCCCGCUUGUCUGGUAAUGACCUGGCCACUGGCCUUCCAAAGGAGUUUGGCGACCUGUUCAUGUAUAGCCGUUCACUUGACUUCGACCAGCUUCCCGCGUACGAUAUAAUGCGGGACUCUUUCACCAGUUUGGCUGAAAGUAAGGGAUACCACAUGAGCGGGCCUCUCGACUGGACACAUUGCACCACACAGGGAGACGGCUCCAUGCGGUCCAUAGAAGAGCCAGAGGUCUCGAUUGACGAUGAUCAGGCGGAUAGCUAUGAUUCGGACAGUCUUGGUGAAGACAGCUACAUCGGCGAGGACAUCGACAUGUGGGACAAUCGGCAAGGCGAACGAGACCAGGAUUUGACACUCCCAGCAGAACAAGAAGAAACGCUCAAUGGGAUCACAGGCGUAAUUGUCGAGGUGACACGAAUGCGUUGA